AUGUCAACAAUUCCGCUUCUAUUCCUUUGUAUUGUUGUUCGAAGCGAUGUAAGGAACGGAAAUGUAGCAACAGGCCGUAUCGAUGUACAUACCGCUAAUCCAAAUAACUACACCAUAAACGAAAAUUACUUGAUUCAUCCCUCGAUAAACAAUGAUACAAGGACCAACAGCCACAGUAAGAGAAAAAUACGGAAAGAACUGCGGGACCUGACGGGAGAGGAACUGGCAGAGUACAAGAAUGCAGUGAACAUGCUAAGGGAUCAUGGUAUAAUCGAUGAUCUGGCCCUUCUACACACUGCAUGCGAAACAUACGCACACAACAGCACGCGAUUCUUGCCAUGGCACCGCGCAUUUCUGCUGUACUUCGAGCACAUCAUAAAAACCGUGACCAAUAAAACAAUUAGUGUGCCAUACUGGGACUGGUCGAUGGAUGCCUACACACCUACGCAAUCAUACGCUCUCCAGCACGUGUGGCCAAUCAACGAUACCAACCAUUGCUUCCGCGUAAAUUUUCCUUUUACCCAUUGCGUAAAAAGAUCAACAUUCAUUGAUGCAUUCUAUGGCACAGCACAGAUUAAAAGAAUGCUGAAAUUACCGUUUAGCAAAUUUUGCACAUCUUUUGAGAUUGUGCCACACGCUAUCGUCCAUUUGAAUGUGGGUGGUAAGGAUGGUGAUAUGGCAAUGCUGUAUUCAUGCAAUGAUCCCAUCUUUUUCCAUCACCACUCUUAUAUUGACUAUGUGUGGAGUGUUCAGCAGGUUAAGGGGGGUAAUUGGUACCACGGUGAUUUUGAUGAAAUGCUGUUUCCCUUUGAAAUGCGAGUUAGGGAUGUGUGGAAGAGUGCGGUUGAGUAUAAACCGUACGCGAUUGAUUAUAUGAAUGGUGGGGAUGGCAAGAAGAGCGAAAGGACCGGUAGCAUUGGUGAUGGGGCCAAUAAUCACGGUGAUGAUAAUCGCAGUGGUAAAGAUAAGGAUAACGAAAUAGGUAGAAAAGGUGCUGGGCUGAGCAGCAAAAAUGGUAACAAUAAAACGGGCAAUAUACAUGGAAGUAAGAGCGGUGAUAGUAGGAUAAACGAUUAUAAACCUAUCGGUACCAAUUACAGGCACGGUAUUACUCGCAUACCUGAUUUUUAUAUUAAAAGGCACAAGUACAGCAAAAGAAGAACAAGACUGACAGAGCGUUAUCUGAACGAUGCUAUGAGUCUGCUGGACAGGAUACUGUUCUAG
Vavraia culicis subsp. floridensis is the source of this 1224-nucleotide messenger RNA. RefSeq lists its product as uncharacterized. The transcript has a single exon. Lineage: Eukaryota; Fungi; Microsporidia; Pleistophoridae. Gene Ontology annotation, molecular function: oxidoreductase activity. The record is from RefSeq and is a predicted model, not a curated record. Bases 1 to 1224 code for a protein of 407 amino acids.